Molecule: messenger RNA, 774 nt
Organism: Staurois parvus
Lineage: Eukaryota; Metazoa; Chordata; Amphibia; Anura; Ranidae
Source: the annotation of a GenBank genome assembly
GGUAGUCGAGAAGCAGCAUUUGUCUAUGCAAUUUCCUAUGCUGGUGUUGUUUAUGCCAUUACUAGAGCUUGCAGCCAAGGAGAACUGAAAUCCUGCAGCUGUGAUCCAAAAAAGCGAGGGCGAUCCAAGGACAAGAAAGGAGACUUUGACUGGGGAGGGUGUAGUGACAAUAUCGAUUUUGGGAUUGAAUUUGCCAAGGACUUUGUAGACGCCAAGGAAAGAAGAGUAAGGGAUGCUCGAGCCUUGAUGAACUUGCACAAUAACCGCGUUGGAAGGAUGGCAGUAAAACGUUUUAUGAAGCUUGAAUGUAAGUGCCAUGGGGUCAGUGGGUCAUGCACAUUAAGGACUUGUUGGCGAGCCAUGUCAGAUUUUCGAAAGACAGGAGACUAUCUCAGAAGAAAAUACAACGGGGCAAUCCAGGUCACCAUGAAUCAAGAUGGUACUAGCUUCACAGUAGCCAAUCAAGACUUCAGAAAACCCACUAAAAAGGACCUUGUCUAUUUUGAAAAUUCUCCUGAUUACUGUGUGAUGGACAAGUCUGCAGGUUCAUUGGGCACAGCAGGUAGAGUGUGUGACAAAGCUUCUAGAGGAACAGAUGGCUGUGAAGUUAUGUGCUGUGGUAGAGGAUAUGAUACCACUCGUGUUAACCGAACCACCAAAUGCGAGUGUAAAUUCCACUGGUGUUGUGCAGUGCGCUGUAAGGAAUGUGAAGAAACAGUCGAUGUGCAUACAUGUAAGGCUCCAAAAAGGGCAGAAUGGCUUGAUCAGACUUGA